AUGCUACAACCUUGAUUAAAAAAAUUGGAGAAAUGAGAUCGGAGUUAAUUCAUGAACACGAGGAGGCUGAUGUGAUGCUAAGAUCUUUGGACAAUCAUCUUCAAGAGGUGCAUAGAUCGGUCAAGAUUAUUAAAGACAAACAAGAGCUAGCAGAUACUCAGAAAGAUCUAGCGAAACUUCAACUUGUGCAAAAAGAAUCAUUUUCGUCGUCUCACUCUCAACAUGGUGGGGAUUGUGUCGUCACUCUUGUCACUGUCAAGGCGAAUCAGAUUAGAGUGAGAUUGUGAGAACGUUAUUAUAAUACUGAGAAAAGCGGAAAGCUUCGUAUGAUCCAACAUUGUUAAAGGGUUUUUUUUCUUCUUCUCUCCUUGUGAAUUUGGAUCGAAAAGAAAUGUCAACUGGAGAA
This is a messenger RNA of Arabidopsis arenosa, 406 nucleotides long. NCBI's taxonomy places the organism in Eukaryota, Viridiplantae, Streptophyta, Magnoliopsida, Brassicales, Brassicaceae. The record is from the annotation of a GenBank genome assembly.